This is a messenger RNA of Lymnaea stagnalis (great pond snail), 12431 nucleotides long. The record is from the annotation of a GenBank genome assembly. Lineage: Eukaryota; Metazoa; Mollusca; Gastropoda; Lymnaeidae.
GGAAUUUCGGUCACUGGCACAGUUAGCUCGACUCGGCCUACACCUAGUUUUUUUUUUUUUAAAUAGAAGGUGUUUGUGGAUGUGUGCGUGUCUGUGUGACCCCCGGAAUGGGGGAUGGUAUGGAGGAAAGCACUACCCGAUACCGUGAUCAGCUGUCUUGUGUUGUUGGAACCAGGAAAAGAUAGUAUUAUUAAACUGCUAAAGUUGGACUUUAUGUAAUGAGGAUCACAACAGACCGUUGUGUUAAGUGACAUCACAAUAGACCGUUGUGUUAAGUGUUAAAUGUUUACAUAAUCAUAAGUGGUUUAAUUAUUCUGUGUCAUGCUGCUAUUAAUAACACAUGAAGUUUGAGGAAGCGCAUCUGAUGAUGUCAGUGAAAGAGUGAAAUGUUGGAUGGCUUGUUGCUGUAUACUAUGACUAUUCAUACUAUUAGAUCACUCCGAUGGAUCAGUGAUAUUUAUAAAAAGAUUGGAUCAGUGUUGAUCUAAUUAUCAACGACAUGGCUCACCGAUUACAUACGUACAGUGAUCCAAGGUAAAUUUUUAAUUUUUUUUUUUAACUUUAAAAUUAUUUUGUCUUCUAAUUUGUACUUUGACAUAAUUUAGUGAAAUGGUUCGUAGCUUUAAAGAUUUUUAAAGUUAUAGUUCUAGGCCUCCGUAAUGAAACGAAUUUGGGCGUUCCACACUAUGAAGUAAUACACACAGAAGCAGGGGCGUUGGCUACGCCAUAGCUAGGGAUAGAGCCGCCAGUUGUGUUCCAAGAUUUGUCCGUCAUCAGUCAUCAGUCAUCAGUUAGUGCCCGAAAAUGUAAGGGGAAAAAGUGUCGACAGGUGCGCAUCGCUCCCUCAUUCACACCCCCCCCCCCCACUCGUUCCUACGCCACUGCACAGAAGUAUGUAAUACAAUGAUAGCCCAGAAAGGGGAAUUAGGAGUCAACGACAAAGUGUAUGAUGUGUAUGGCUAAAAAAGAUACAAACAUUAGAUGGGCCCGUAUACAAACAUUAGAUGGGCCCGUAUACAAACAUUGGAUGGGCCCGUAUACAAACAUUGGGUGGGCCCGUAUACAAACAUUAGAUGNCGAAAAAGUAAGGGGAAAAAGUGUCGACAGGGUCGCAUCGCCCCCUCAUUCACCCCCCCCCCCCCACUCGUUCCUACGCCACUGCACAGAAGUAUGUAAUACAAUGAUAGCCCAGAAAGGGGAAUUAGGAGUCAACGACAAAGUGUAUGAUGUGUAUGGCUAAAAAAGAUACAAACAUUAGAUGGGCCCGUAUACAAACAUUAGAUGGGCCCGUAUACAAACAUUGGAUGGGCCCGUAUACAAACAUUGGGUGGGCCCGUAUACAAACAUUAGAUGGGCCCGUAUACAAACAUUGGAUGGGCCCGUAUACAAAGAUUAGAUGGGCCCGGAUACAAACAUUAGAUGGGCCCGGAUACAACAUCAGAUGGGCCCGGAUACAAACAUGAGAUGGGCCGUAUACAAACAUUGGAUGAGCGCGUAUACAAACAUAAGAUGGGCCCGGAUACAAACAUAAGAUGGGCCCGGAUACAAACAUAAGAUGGGCCCGGAUACAAACAUAAGAUGGGCCCGGAUACAAACAUAAGAUGGGCCCGGAUACAAACAUAAGAUGGGCCCAUAUACAUACAUAAGAUGGACCCGGAUACAAACAUAAGAUGGGCCCGGAUACAAACAUAAGAUGGGCCCGGAUACAAACAUGAGAUGGGCCCGGAUACAAACAUGAGAUGGGCCCAUAUACAUACAUAAGAUGGGCCCGGAUACAAACAUGAGAUGGGCCCGGAUACAAACAUGAGAUGGGCCCGGAUACAACCAUGAGAUGGGCCCGUCAUGCCGUCAUUAUGUUUUAUGUAGUAUCACAACAGCAGCGGUUUCUUUGGAGGACAAAUUCUUGUGAAAAAAUAACCACCGAAAAAAAAAGGGAACAAAGGGACAUAACUCUGGUGACCUAGUUUCUCGUGUCUCUGCGCUAUCAAAUAUUGUUUUGGGACCUGGACAAACAUGCGUUCCUUUGGCAGGUUCAUGGUCUCGUUGUUGGUGAUGGUCUCGUUGUUGGUGGUGAUGGUCUCGUUGUUGGUGGUGAUGGUCUCGUUGUUGGUUGUGAUGCUCUCGUUGUCGGUGGUGAUCUCCUUGUUGUUGAUGGUCUCGUUUUUGGUGAUGAUGGUCUCGCUGUUGGUGAUGAUCUCCUUGUUGGUGAUGAUCUCCUUGUUGAUGAUGGUCUCCUUGUUGGUAAUGAUCUCCUUGUUGGUGAUAGUCUCUUUGUUGGUGAUGGUCUCCUUGUUGGUGAUGGUCUCCUUGUUGUUGAUGGCCUCGUUGUUGGUGAUGAUGGUCUAUUUGUUGGUGAUGAUGGUCUCGUUGUUGGUGAUGGUCUCCUUGUUGGUGAUGGCCUCGUUGUUGGUGAUGAUGGUCUCCUUGUUGGUGAUGGUCUCUUUGUUGGUGAUGAUGGUCCCGUUGUUGGUGAUGAUGGUCUAUUUGUUGGUGAUGAUGGUCUCGUUCUUGGUGUUGGUCUCCUUGUUGGUGAUGGUCUCGUUGUUGGUGAUGGUCUCCUUGUUGGUGAUGGUCUCCUUGUUGGUGAUGGUCUCUUUGUUGUUGAUGGUCUCGUUGUUGUGAUGGUCUCCUUGUUGGUGAUGGUCUCCUUGUUGGUGAUGGUCUCGUUGGUCGUGAUGGCCUUGUUGUUGGUGAUGAUGGUCUAUUUGUUAGUGAUGAUGGUCUCGUUGUUGGUGAUGAUGGUCUCCUUGUUGGUGAUGGCCUCGUUGUUGGUGAUGAUGGUCUCCUUGUUGAUGAUGGUCUCCUUGUUGAUGAUGGUCUCUUUGUUGGUGAUGGUCUCGUUGUUGGUGAUGGUCUCCUUGUUGUUGAUGUUUUCCUUGUUGUUGAUGGCCUUGUUGUUGGUGAUGAUGGUCUAUUUGUUGGUGAUGAUGGUCUCGUUGUUGGUGAUGAUGGUCUCCUUGUUGGUGAUGGUCUCCUUGUUGGUGAUGGCCUCGUUGUUGGUGAUGAUGGUCUCCUUGUUGGUGAUGGUCUCUUUGUUGGUGAUGAUGGUCCCGUUGUUGGUGAUGAUGGUCUAUUUGUUGGUGAUGAUGGUCUCGUUGUUGGUGAUGGUCUCCUUGUUGGUGAUGGUCUCGUUGUUGGUGAUGGUCUCCUUGUUGGUGAUGGUCUCCUUUUUGGUGAUGGUCUCUUUGUUGUUGAUGGUCUCGUUGUUGUGAUGGUCUCCUUGUUAGUGAUGGUCUCCUUGUUGGUGAUGGUCUCCUUGUUGGUGAUGGUCUCGUUGGUCGUGAUGGCCUUGUUGUUGGUGAUGAUGGUCUAUUUGUUGGUGAUGAUGGUCUCGUUGUUGGUGAUGAUGGUCUCCUUGUUGGUGAUGGUCUCCUUGUUGGUGAUGGUCUCUUUGUUGGUGAUGAUGGUCCCGUUGUUGGUGAUGAUGGUCUAUUUGUUGGUGAUGAUGGUCUCGUUGUUGGUGAUGGUCUCGUUGUUGGUGAUGGUCUCCUUGUUGGUGAUGGUCUCCUUGUUGAUGAUGGUCUCUUUGUUGGUGAUGGUCUCGUUGUUGGUGAUGGUCUCCUUGUUGUUAAUGUUUUCCUUGUUGUUGAUGGCCUUGUUGUUGGUGAUGAUGGUCAAUUUGUUGGUGAUGAUGGUUUCGUUGUUGGUGAUGAUGGUCUCCUUGUUGGUGAUGGUCUCCUUGUUGGUGAUGGCCUCGGUGUUGGUGAUGAUGGUCUCCUUGUUGGUGAUGGUCUCUUUGUUGGUGAUGAUGGUCUCGUUGUUGGUGAUGGUCUCCUUGUUGGUGAUGGUCUCGUUGUUGGUGAUGGUCUCCUUGUUGGUGAUGGUCUCCUUGUUGGUGAUGGUCUCGUUGUUGUGAUGGUCUCCUUGUUGGUGAUGGUCUCCUUGUUGGUGAUGGUCUCGUUGGUCGUGAUGGUCUCGUUGUUGGUGGUGAUGGUCUCGUUGUUGGUGGUGAUGAUCUCCUUGUUGGUGGUUAAUUCAGUUUGGUUUAUAAGAGACAGAUGACUUCCCAACAUGAAAUACAUACAAUAAAGAAAAUAUAAAGAAAAAAAAACACUGCAGGCUACGUACAAUUCGUGCAUUCAAAUUGUCAUCUUAGUCCAUAAUGGGGUGGACUGGAGUGACCAAGAUGUCCAGGAGACAGGUCAAAAGCGGCCAUCUCCGACUUUUGUUUUUUGUUUUGCUUAAGACAACUUAGGUGUUUGUGUGUGUGGUUUGGGGAGGGGGGUUUGUUCUCAUCAAAGGUCCCAGAGAACCUUACAAUGUCACAAGUCAAUCAAACAAAAGAGAAAUUAAAAAUACUUAAUUUAAAAUUAGAUUAAGAGAAACUAUUAAUUAAACUAUAAGAGUUCUAAAUUAAUUGGUUUGUAUGGCAUCUUUCCGUCUGCGGGAGACGAUAGAUUAUCUUUAUUGCUUGCAGCUCUUGGUGUGGCUGGUGAGACCAAUCCUCGAAUGGCAGUCUCUGUUACAUUUCCCACACACGAAUGCGGUGGAGCAGUAUUUACUGGCCUUUCUCCUCGCUCUUUUUCCAUCUGUUUCCGCCCUGUUUUGCUCCUCAGCAUGUAGUGAUCCUGCCUUCACGAUGUCCCGCCAUGAGGAUCGAUCCUCUGCCAGCUCCUCCCAGUUUGAGAUGUCGAUGUUGGCCGACUUCAUGUCUCUUUUGCAUAUGUCUAAGUAUCUUAGACGAGGCCGUCCAACUGACCUUUUCCCUGUCUCCAGCUCGCUGUAUUGCACGUCCUUUGAUAUGCGACCAGGUUGCAUUCGCUUGACGUGUCCAAGCCAGCGGAGGCGUCUUUGGAUUAACAUGGUUGUGACGCUACACAUGUUUGUUUGGGACAGGACAUCCGUGUUGGGGAUUUCUUCUUGCCAUUUAAUGUCAAGGAUGUGACGCAGGCAUCUGAGGUGGAAGCCAUUGAGCCUUCUUUCGUGGUUAGAGUAAGUGGUCCACGACUCGCAUCCAUACAGGAGUGUGCUCAGUACGCAGGCCUGGUACACCUGCAGCUUAGUUCUUGUUGUAAGUUUGGCGUUUGACCAGACUCUUUUCUUCAGUCUGGCCAUAACAGUUGCGGCCUUCCCUAUCCUUCCACUUAUCUCAUCCUCCAUUGAGAGGGUGCUCGAUAUGUUGGAUCCCAGAUAUGUGAAUCUGUCAACAGUUUCCAAGUCGUAGUCGUCGAUGGCAAUAGUGGGGAGGGAGUCAGCGCCCUGUGCCAUAAUGUUAGUUUUCUUUAGGCUAAUUGUCAGGCCAAACCCUUUGCAGGCAGCGGAUAGGCUGGAUACGAGGCUCUGCAGGCCGUCAGCUGUGUGAGAUACCAAAGCGACAUCAUCCGCAAACAAGAACUCCCGCAGCAAGACCUUUCUUGUUUUAGUCUUAGCUCUAAGGCGGGCAAUGUUGAAUAAUUUGCCGUCAUCUCUAGUGUGGAUGUAUAUCCUCUCGCUGUUGUUCUGAAAGGCAUACUGGAGUAGGAUGGAGAAAAAGAUGGCAAAUAAAGUAGGAGCCAGCACGCAACCUUGCUUUACUCCACUACUCACUGGAAAAGCUUCUGAGGCGGCACCGUUAUAGCACACUGUGCCCUGCAUGUUUUCGUGGAACUGCUUAAUGUGUGCCCUGCAUGUUUUCGUGGAACUGCUUGAUGAUGUUAAGCAGUCUUGUAGGGCAGCCUAUCUUUUUUAGGAUCUGAAACAGGCCGCUUCUGCUGACAAGAUCAAAAGCCUAAGUGAGGUCGACAAACGCAAUGUAUAAAGGCAUAUGUUGCUCCCUGCACUUCUCCUGCAGCUGGCGCAGAGAGAAGAUCAUGUCUAUGGUUGACCUACCGGCGCGAAAACCACAUUGCGAUUCUGGGAGUACACGCGAUGCUAGGGUCUGUAGGCGUGUUAAUGCAACUCGGGCGAAAGCCUUUCCAACUAUGCUGAGGAGGAAGAUUCACUCUUGUCUCCUUUAUGUUUUUACAAUGUAACGAUGUUUGCAUCUUUCAACUCUUGUGGUAGCUGUCCCUGUUCCCAGGACAGAGUAAGGAGAUCGUGCAAGGGCCGUAAUAGUACUCCUUUUCCACAUUUGAGAGCUUCUGGUGGGAUACCAUCAUUGCCCGCGGCUUUCCCACUGGCGAGACAAUCGAUGGCUCUACGUAGCUCUUGUGUGCUGGGUAGGGUAUCAAGCUCCUCCAUGACCGGUAAGUCUGGAAUAUCGUCCAUGGCAGCGGUUGAGACAUGGUUUAUUGUUGCGUAUAUUUCCAAGUAAUGCUCUAUCCACCGCUUAAGUUGUUUAUCUCGAUCAGUAAUAAUUUCCCCUGAUUUGGACAUUAAGGGCGCAGUCUUGGAGAUCAGAGGGCCUGUUGCUUGCUUUAUAUUCCUGUACAUUGACUUUGCAUCACCUCUAUCACCAGCUGAUUGUAUGCUGGAGCUUAGAUUGAGCCAGUAUGUGUUAGCUUUUGUUUAUAUUUUCUUUAUUGUAUGUAUUUAAUGGUGGGAACCAAGUCAUCUGUCUCUUCUUAUAAACCAAACUGAAUUAACCACCAACAAGGAGACCAUCACCAACAACGUGAAACUGAUUGGUUUAAUUCUUAGGAUAUUCAUUUCCAACACAUAAUUAUUCACGUUAAAAUAUAUUUUAUAAGUGAUAUAAUUAUUAUCAUUAUCAAUUGCUACAACUGUAUUAUCCUGCCGCUUUCAAAGAGAAAAUAUACGAAUUCAAUUUUGUUUCGUCUAUUCAUGUUUCAAGUUUCAACAUUGCCGUUACAAGAUAGGCCGCCUUUUAACAGUAGACACUAACUGCUGCUCUUUAUUAGCACAUAUCUAUCCUUCAUACAGUAGACACUAACUGUUGCUCUUUAUUAGCACAUAUCUAUCCUUCAUCAAGUUUUGCUUUACUCAAAAAAAGGUUGCCGAACCCUGACUUUAAAAAAAUUGGUUUCUAAAUCAGAUUAAUCGCUUGUUAACGUUAUCUGGGACGAAUCGUAUUCUUAUUGAGCAUACACUGUAUGACUGUAUGGUGCAGUUUUAAUUAGACAGUUUUAGCGUUAUGCAGAAGCGGCACAGACUACCCACCUCUCACUGACAGAAGCGGCACAGACUACCCACCUCUCACUGACAGAAGCGGCACAGACUACCCACCUCUCACUGACAGAAGCGGCACAGACUACCCACCUCUCACUGACAGAAGCGGCUCAGACUACCCACCUCUCACUGACAGAAGCGGGACAGACUACCCACCUCUCCCUGACAGAAGCAGCACAGACUACCCACCUCUCACUGACAGAAGCGGCACAGACUACCGGGAUUUUUCCCUGUGUCCCGAUGGGCCAGCCCACCACUGCCUUAGUCCACUUUUACUUUUGACUUUGAUUGUCCCUCUCCAACUUCAAGAGUGCCCACUUUACAUUUAAUAAGAAACACAGACACAAUAAUACGAGCAUAUCUUAAUGUAAGAACCGCAAGGUAAGAAUCGAUCAUUUAUUUUAUUGUUAGCCGGAGAAGGCGUUUGACCGACACUUUUUGUGAAGGUACCGGUAGCUCCUAGUUUAGUUUCCUAUACCUUCAAUCUCCUUACUUUACAACUAGGAGGAACUCUUGCCCAAUUGAUUCAUUUCGGUAUCUGGACCCUUCCUUCUAGAUUAAAUAUCACACAACAAUUUCACAUACACACAAGAAAAUAAAUAUGAUAUCAAAACCAGACAAACAAUAUAAUUCGCAUAAAAAUGUACAAAAAUGUCAUGUAACAUAUGCACAAACGAAUGAAACGCACAAACGACAUAAUUACUUUUAAAUUUAGAUUUUAAACAAAGUAAACAUUGUUAGCAAGUUGUAUACAUUGAAAGCACUAACAUAAGGUAAGAUUUAAAACAUCAUGAUGAUAUAACCCAGGUGAAAAACAUGUUUAAAGGUCAUAAAAACCCAGGUGAAAAACAUGCUUAAAGGUCAUAGAAAAAUACGCAAUUUACACAACAGAAAGCCGAUGUAGCUGUAGGCCUGUUGAUAAACAGGCACCAUAAGCUCUAUCAUAACUUGGAGUUGUGAGGUUAUGGGGUGAGUCAGGAUCUUAUUGAUUGGCAAAAACACAAAGGCGAGAAGAACAGACGCCGAUGACUUAACUAAACUGUGCCUGUCACAUGGGCAUGUGUCCUAGUGAAACUGUGCCUGUGACAUGGGCAUGUGUCCUAGUGAAACUGUGCCUGUCACAUGGGCUUGUGUCCUAGUGAAACUGUGCUUGUCACAUGGGCAUGUGUCCUAGUGAAACUGUGCUUGUCACAUGGGCAUGUGUCCUACUGAAACUGUGCCUGUCACAUGGGCAUGUGUCCUAGUGAACUGGUGUCUGUCACAUGGGCAUGGGACCUAAUAAAAUGUGCGCGUCUCAUGGGCAUGUGUCCUAGUGAAACUGUGUUUGUCACAUGGGCAUGUGUCAUGGUGAAAAUGUGCCCGUCACAUAGGCAUGUGUCCUAGUGAAAUUCUGCCUGUCACAUGGGUAUAUGUCCUAGUGAAACUGUGCCUGUCACAUAGGCAUGUGUCCUAGUGAAACUGGGCCUGUCACUUGGACAUGUGUCAUAGUGAAACUGUGCUUGUCACAUGGGCAUGUGUCCUAGUGAAACUGCUUGUCACUUUGGCAUGUGUCCUAGUGAAACUGUGCUUGUCACAUGGGCAUGUGUCCUAGUGAAACUGUGCUUGUCACUUGGACAUGUGUCAUAGCGAAACUGUGCCUGUCAUAUGGGCAUGUGAUCUAAUGAAACUAUAUGUGUCACAUGGGCAUGGGACCUAAUAAAAUGCGCCCGUCUCAUGGACAGAUGUCCUAAUGAAACUGUGCUUUUCACACGGGCAUGGAACCUAAUGACACUGUCUGUCACAUGGGCAUGAGCAGUGGCGUGGCCUGAGGUGCGGAGGGGGCUGCUACUCCUGUGCCCAGACUUUUUUUACAUGAAAGGGAGGCAUUUUUAGCCACUUGCAUAGUAUUUUUUUCUCAUGAAAUGGGGUUAGAGGCCAUAAAAUUGUUACGUCUUGCUGCGCCACUUGGCAUGAGUCCCAAACAAGAAGAAAAUUUAUAAGUACGGUUGUUGUCACCCCCCCCCCACCCCCCAACAAUUUAAAAUAAAAAAAUUUUAAUUUUUUUUUGGGUUGUAGCCCGCCGUAAAUCUAAUUUAUCUGGCUAUUCCAUUAUUUUAAUUAUUUUAGCCACUUUCAUAGUAUUUUUUUCUCCUGAAAUGGGGUUAGAGGCCAUAAAAUUGUUACGUCUUGCUGCGCCACUUGGCAUGAGUCCCAAACAAGAAGAAAAUUUAUAAGUACGGUUGUUGUCACCCCCCCCCCCACCCCCCAACAAUUUAAAAUAAAAAAAUUUUAAUUUUUUUUUGGGUUGUAGCCCGCCGUAAAUCUAAUUUAUCUGGCUAUUCCAUUAUUUUAAUUCAUUUUUCUUCAAUCUCUCCAUCUCUAGGAACCUGAACUACAGGAGUUGGUGUAGAGAGAUCACCAUGGAGGCGGGACUCGACCCCUCUAGACCCCAGCACGUGGUGUUGAACAAGAAUGAAAAGUUGAAUAAUGGGACAACAUCAUCUUUUGGAAACAACAAUGUGACAUCUAGUGAGCACUCUGAAAUGAAUAACAAAGUAACUGGAAGCGAAAGCACUGAGGUCAAUACUAAAGGGAAAAUGUGGGAUUCAGAUGACGCCAAAAACGGGAAUACGUGGGAGUCAGAUGACCAUAAAGAAAACACGUGGGAAACUGGUGACGCAUACAGCAACAGGAAUACGUUGGAUGAAGCCAACAAUAACAGAAACACUUGGGAGUCUGAUGACGCAUACAGCAACGGGAAAAACUUGUUUGACAAAAGCCAUGUGAACUAUCCAGCGUCGAGAUGCAUGAACGACAACAUCAAGGAACUUUUACUGUUGGCGUCCGAUCAAGGCUGCGCGGAGAUGUUCCGAGCGCUGCUCGACACCCCCACAAACAUGGAUGUGGCGGACGCCGACGGUAAUACUCCAUUGCUGUUGUCGGCCGAGCUAGGCAACACCAAGCUGGUGCGGUCGUUGCUGCGGUUCGGGUGUCAGGUGAACCACCAAAACAAGGACGGCAACACGGCGCUUAUGUACGCCGUGGGCAGGGGGCACGACAUGGUCGUGACGUGCUUGAUUGCCUUUGGAGCGGACGUGAACCUCGGGAAUAAUGACAAGGAUAGUCCGCUAACUUUAGCCUGCCGCUGGGGGAAACUUUCAACCGUCCAGUCUUUGAUCGCGGCGGGCGCCAGUGUCGUGUACCCGGAUGCUAAUGGGGACACGCCGCUGUCCCACGCGUCUCGUCACGGCCACGUUCAAUUUGUGAAGCUCUUGGUGGAUUCCGGGGCGCCAGUCGACGCCACCAACGGGGACGGAGAAACCCCGUUGUUAAGCGCCGCACACUACAAGAGAACCAACGUCGUCAAAUACCUCCUCCAGCACGGGGCAGACGUCAAUCACAAAAACAAAAACCUGGACACGCCGCUGAUCAGCGCUGUUUGCAAGAGAAGCCUGGAGGUCAGCCUCGAGCUAAUCGCCUCCGGGGCCGACGUCAACGCCGUGGACUGCCACGGCAACAACGCCAUCAUGUACGCGGCGAGGAUGGACGACGUGGAGAUCAUGAGGGUUCUGAUAGAGUCGGGAUCUACCCUCGACCAAGUCAACAUUCACCACAAAACGCCCCUGUGGUUCUCCGUCUGCCAUUCCGUGCUGUCGCACAGUCCUUGUCUGAGACUCUUGCUGAAAUCCGGCGUCCGCAUCGGGUUCGAGCUGCACCAUGCGGUCAGCGUGGGCCUCAACCACGUCGUGAAGGAGCUUCUGUCCUACGGGGUGAUGCCGCACCACGCCUGUAAAUCUAAGCUCAACCUCUACUCGUGCCCCAACCACAUGCAGGCGUUGUCUCCUUUGACCGUGGCCCUGCUUGCGCAAAGAACCGACAUUGCAAGCUACUUCGUAGAUAUCGGAUUUCUAACGGAGUACGACCUCGUGAGCCUGCCGUUCGACUCCAGGCUGAGGCAGUUUCUCAAGGAGGACUCGCGAACGGCGUCGUUGCAGUUUAUGGACAAACGGAUGCGCCAGCCAUGGAGGCUUGAGCGCUGGAGUUUACUGGUCGUCUCCAGAGGGAUCGGGUUCAAUCCUCUCACACGCGAAAAACGAGCAAAAAGUGUUGGACUGCCGACUGUCUUUCAGAAAAUUCUACUUCCCCGUGUAUAAAUUCUUCUUCAUAUCGGAUAUUAAUGAAACUGCGAAUUCUAGCACAGUCGUUUCAGUCAUGGGAUGUCAUUAAAGAUCCAAUGAAAGAGUGAAAAUACAAGUGACAAUUGUGAUAAAGAAAUAAAAUGGUUCCGACCAAAGUACAGGACUAUUAAUAUUGACUUAAUAUGAAAUUUCUGCGGUGUUUAUCCAAAGAGAAUCAAAGAGUAUUUUGUUAUUCAUUGUAGUGAGUGAAAUCUAGUUUUUACUUGGCCUUAUGAAAUAUUAUCAUUCCCCAGACGUAUAUCUUGUUAUGUCAUUACUUCACCUGAUUUUCAAAGUUGAUACUUCAUUAUUGAGUUAUUAGGUUUGCCUUUAUAUUCUGUCAUUAGGCAAGCCUAUGUUACAGAGGCGUAGCGAGGGGGGGGCAGGGGGGACAGAUGUCCCCAGGCGCCAGCUAGUUAGGGGCGCCAAAAUAAGCUUUGAUAUUAUUUUAUUGAUGAAAAUAAUGGGUUUGAGAGUUGAAAAAAAGAAAAAGCGGCGCUUUAAAAUGGAUCUUGUCCCCGGGCGCCAAACACCCUCGCUACGCCGCUGCUAUGUUAUUCUGUUUUUAGGUUCGUCUAUAUUAUUCUGUUAUUAAGUUCGCGUAUAUCACUGUGUUUUUAGGUUCGCUAAUCUCAAAACUUCCCGAAAAACAUUGAUCAUCAGUUUCCUAAUUAUCCAUACAAAUGUUCUCUUAUUUCGUUCCUACCUCGGGUACGAGUCCCUACACAAUAAGUUAUGGAUUCAGUGGCGUAGACAGGGGAUGUGGAGGGGGAGUUCCGCCCGAAUGACACUUUUUUUCUUAUUUGGCGGGGCGUCAUUUUCGGCCAACUGUAAAUUUAUUUUUCAUGGAAGGAGGCAGCUAAAAGCUUGGCCCGCCCCUGGCGACAAAAACCCUAGCUGCGCCACUGUGUAGCCAGUAAUGUCUGGAUUUGAAAUUUUGAAGAUGAUGAAAUACAAUUUAAAGUCAUGGGGGUGGGGGUGUCUUUGGGGGUAGUUGUUAGUAGCUUGUGGACUUCAGAAGUUUAUGUAUAUUUUGUUUUUAAAACGAGUGCCCUGCUACAAACACCACACUGCUCUGUUGUGCUCUUUUCAAACUAGUCCUGAAUAUUAAGAAACAACUCAAACUGAUUUGCAUUGAAUGUUGUAUUGCGACCUUUCAUCAGAGAAUUUACUUUCUUUUUUAAAAUAAAUUUUUAAACAAAUAUUAUGGGUUUUGUGUAAUCUGUG